CCAAUCCGCAGAGCUGGGAAUCGUUCCUUUGCCCUCUACGGCGUGUGCCCCUUUUUUUUCUCUCUCCUCCUCACUCUUCAGUUAGUCUCUUCCCCCCCUCUCCAUCUUCCCCACCCAACUCUACUCAUAAACCCUAAUUUUUCCCCCUCUUAUCAAAUCUUCAAUCGACGAACGAAUCAAAUCUGAGUAAAAUCAGGAGAAUUAGAUGGGGACACUAGGAAGAGCAAUCUACACUGUGGGCUUUUGGAUCAGAGAAACUGGUCAAGCCAUUGAUCGUCUCGGAUGUCGUCUUCAAGGCAAUUACUAUUUCCAGGAACAAUUGUCUCGACAUCGAACCCUCAUGAACGUUUUUGACAAGAAGCCCCUUAUUGACAAGCAAACAUUUGUCGCACCAAGUGCAUCUGUUAUUGGUGAUGUGCAGAUUGGAUGCGGUUCCUCCAUUUGGUAUGGAUGUGUCUUAAGAGGUGAUGUGAACAACAUUAGCAUCGGGUCUGGGACCAACAUUCAAGACAAUUCUCUUGUUCACGUGGCAAAAACUAACGUAGCUGGGAAGGUAUUGCCAACCAUCAUAGGAGAUAAUGUUACUGUCGGUCAUAGUGCUAUCUUACAUGGCUGUACUGUUGACGAUGAGGCAUUUGUGGGUAUGGGUGCCACUUUACUUGAUGGAGUUGUUGUUGAAAAGCACGCUAUGGUCGCUGCUGGAGCCCUUGUAAGACAGAACACUAGGAUUCCCUCUGGGCAGGUGUGGGGUGGAAAUCCCGCCAAAUUUCUCAGGAAUCUCACAGAGGAAGAGAUAGCUUUCAUUGCCGAAUCAGCCACUAACUAUUCAAACCUUGCACGGGUUCAUGCGGCUGAAAAUGACAAAGGCUUCGAGGAGAUUGAAUUCGAGAAGGUCUUGCGAAAGAAAUACGCUCGCAAAGAUGAAGAAUAUGACUCAAUGAUUGGUAUUGUCCGAGAAACACCGCCAGAGCUCAUUCUUCCUGAUAACAUUCUCCCAGAGAAAGCCGCACAGAAGUCUUCUUAAGUCAACUCUCUGGCACCACUUGCUGUCACUGUGCUGGGGUUUGUUAAUGUUAUUUUGAUCAGCUAUACUCAGAUAUUAAUUACUCAGGAUGGCUGCCUCAGUUCCAAUAAUUCAAACAAUUGUUGCCUUACAAUUUUGGGUUUGAAGUCGUCCAUCAGUUUUUUGGUUGUAUUAGAAAUCUAAUUACUUGUGCUCUGUAACUCUAUUGCUAAGACUAUUGAGUUUGGAUGUCAAUUCAUCCAUGCAGGAUCUUUUCGAGUUACCUGUAUUUCAUCCGAUUUCAGGCAUUGGAAAAUAAGGUGGAGAAAGCUUAUGUAAUGGUUGUUUGGUUGA
Molecule: messenger RNA, 1357 nt
Organism: Beta vulgaris subsp. vulgaris (sugar beet)
Lineage: Eukaryota; Viridiplantae; Streptophyta; Magnoliopsida; Caryophyllales; Amaranthaceae
Product: gamma carbonic anhydrase 1, mitochondrial
Exons: 5
Coding region: 206-1024 (272 amino acids)
Source: RefSeq, a predicted model, not a curated record